This is a messenger RNA of Notolabrus celidotus (New Zealand spotty), 1631 nucleotides long. It is a transcript of the gene atraid, whose product is annotated as all-trans retinoic acid-induced differentiation factor. NCBI's taxonomy places the organism in Eukaryota, Metazoa, Chordata, Actinopteri, Labriformes, Labridae. Gene Ontology annotation, biological process: positive regulation of osteoblast differentiation. The record is from RefSeq and is a predicted model, not a curated record. The transcript is spliced from 7 exons. Gene Ontology annotation, cellular component: intracellular membrane-bounded organelle. Bases 148 to 741 code for a protein of 197 amino acids.
UCAUAUGACUUCAGUCGAUGAAAAUGAAAGCUGGGUGCAGCCAGCUGAAACCUGUGGUGCUUAUUUUGAUCUUUAGUCUCUGUUUUUACGAAAGUUUUCAGCAGACUGAGCCGCAGGUAUGUGAGCUCUGUGGUGGGUCUGUCCUCAAUGUCUCUGGGACAGUGGGACAGUUUUGUGCCUCCGCUGGUCGGAUCCAGGGGCGAUGCUGCCUCGGCAAUAACACAAGUGGCCCUGAACACAUCAUUGGGUAGGACUUCAAUGAUGCCUUCAAGUUUGGAUCUGUCCAAUUGUUCACUGACUCAAGUGGAGGAUCUGCAGAAUGCCUCAAAGGCACUGAUAAUAGACCUCUCACUGAACCCCAUGGUCAACAUCAGUGACGCAGUGUUUCAAGGAUUUAUUCAGCUCAAUCAACUGAUUCUACCACCAGUGAUAUCUUGUCCUGGAGGCAACGCUUCCUGGGAAAAGGUCGAGGCCAAAGAGGGAAACCGUGUUUGUGAAGGCCAGAGAGAUUUGUGCAAUCAGACCGGACAGCUGUCCAUCGAAUGCCCAGAGAACUCCCUUUGUGGUCCCAAUGGUCCUGGCUUCUUCGAGUGCAGCUGUGCUGACAAAUACCAUGGAUACAAGUGUCUCAGAGAGGGGGAGUUCCCGUCCCUCCAGGUGUUCGUGCCUCUCGGAGCGUCCACAGUUGUCCUCUCUCUCGUCUUAUGGGUCACCCAGAGGCGGAAGGUCAAGCCACUCUGAGGCUGCUGGACCGCAGCUGACUUUUUAAUCUGCAAUGAUCGACUGAGCUGAAACUGACUGUUCUAAAAGGGAAAACUGACACAUCAUGGGGUACAUCACUUUUAUUUUACUCCUUGUGAGGAGUGGCAACAUUUUAUCCAGGGACAAUCAGAAUGACUGCGCAGUUUUAGAAGGGAAAUGAAUGAAUCCUCAGAGUUUUAAGUUGUUUAAAUUUAUUUGCAGUAAUGCUGCUGUUGAUUUAAAGAUUUUCAAAUCCAGUGAAAAAGGUUGUUUUUAGAGAAUUCUUAAUAUUUGUUCACUGCGCCAAACUGAAGUCCACUCAAUGAAGCUUAAUGUGUUCAUCGGAAGGAAAUCAGUAGUUUGGCAGUGUUUACAGCAUGACAAACUUCCAUCAAAGCAAAUCCAUAACCAGUGAAUCAUGAUGAGAACCACUGAAAAUCUGAGUCCGAUUUUAAUUAGUCCAUUUUUAAGUUAUUUAAACACAUGAAGUUGUCGCCUGCUGUUACAAUUUAAUGCACGUUUCACCUUCUUUCCACACUCUGCCUCGCUGUAUCCUUCAUCCAUCAUCACCAAACUGGAAAACGUCCUCAUGUUGACGUGCAGGUUUUGAUGCUUCCUGCUGGGAUUCAAUAUGUAACACAAACACACGUCGCUUUGCUUGAGAUUCAUCUUGACAUAUGCAUCUCUGUAAUGAACCAGUAAACUGAAUAAUAACAAUAACUGAUGCUUCAACUACUGACACUCCUAUUUGAUGAAAUGCUGCUUUUUGAAGUCUUGUUUUCUCUCUCGUGUUCUGAUUGUGCCAAACUGAAAUUUAAAGCAUGCGGGUAUCUGCUGUUGAUUGUUUUGGACAUGACAAUAAAUGAUCUUUGAGCUCUUUUGCCAAAUAA